GGAGUGGUAAGCAAAACUCAAUUUACCACACGACACGGAAGAUGAAUUGGCACCGAUGUCAAACGGGGAAAUAAUAAACCAUCGCAUAGCCGUCUCGUGAUGGGUUGGUUGGAGCUCAUAAACGAAAAAAAAAAAACACAUUUCACAAGGGCCCACAGGAAAAGGAUAGGUGAAGUAGAUCGUUCGUGUGGGAGCAUUAAUUAAAAUUAAUUCUGUCAUCGUGAAAAUACCACAUCGGGCAAUCUACUGGCAUACCAACCCAUCAAACGAUACGGCGGAGACGAAAGGCGGAUUAUUCGACUAUUUACAAACAUGGCAAGUAUGAACAUAAUAUCAACGAGAGGCAUCCACCAACAAGCCAUCAAAACGAUAGACCAAGUGGUGUGUGUCGCGAGGAGAAACCGAUGCCUGCUGAGAAGAAAAUAGAAUAAUGAAAACGAACGAGACGCUUGUAGUAGGUGUAGCAAAAGAAGCCACAGCAACUGCGACUGCGGCAGUCGACAGUCCGUUAAAGAUCGUGAGCAAACAAUUUCUCUGCUGCACUCCGGUUCGAUCGAUCCGGUGGCAUGGAUUGCUGAGCGAAACUCUAACGUGGGACGAACAGGCACGAUUGCUGGACGCUACCGUCGACCAUCCACUAGUGAAACGCUACCCAGUCAGUGUUGCAUAUCAGGCCGCCUUCCUGAAGUUCGUUAUUGAGCAGCUUUCGAAGAUGAAUGUUGAGCAGCACGACCGACUUUACGAGAACUACUGUGGAAUGCUUGCGUCCGGUGCGGAACUCCCUCUGGACGAUCCGUCCAUUGGGUUGAGCUACAAACACUACGAGCUCCCGCAUGGUCAGGGUGUAAUUUCCCUAAAGGAAUCCGGGGCGUUUGUGUCGGACGGAACGACGGGGCUCUGUAGCUGGCAGGCCGCUAAAGCGCUCUGCGAACACAUAUCCAACAAUCGAGACGAUUUCCAGGGGCGCAACAUACUGGAGCUCGGUUCGGGUGUAGGGCUGGCCGGCAUUUAUCUCGCAAAGUGCUACGAACCAUCGAUCGUGGUCAUGUCCGACUGUCACGGAUCGGUGCUAAGCGCUUUGAAGGAUAAUGUGAGGCUUAAUUUCCCAAACGCGGCGCACGUAGAUUGCGAUAAUCCGCUGGUCAGUUUACUGCUGGACAGUGGCAAUACGCUGAUCGGUGUUAUGGACCUCGAUUGGCAGUACGUGAGCGCUUCAAAUCUCAGUCAGCUGAUCGAACCGGAUGUGAUCGUGGCGGCGGACAUCGUGUACGAUCAUACACUCUUCCCAGCACUGCUCUCGACACUGAACUACAUAUUCUGUCUGUCCAACAACCGGUGCAAGUUUGUGCUCGCCUGCACCGAGCGCAAUCAGGACACAUUGAACGAAUUUCUGCAGCUGUUGAUUACUGCCAAGUUUCGAAUCAAUGAGGAAACGGUUUCACCAUCUCGCCACUUUCACUGGGACAGCAGUGCGUCCAACAUACGCAUCUUUACGAUAUCGAGAGCAUUCACUUAAAAAACGAAUUCCAGACUACUUUUACCUAUCUAUCGGCACCUUGGCCACAUUCUCCGAUUGGAAGCCCUUUCACACUAUUCUUGAAAACAAGUCUCGCUUGAAAAAAAAAUCCAUCCUUCGCUUUCAUUUUUAAAAACAUUUACCUUAGAAUUAUCUUCAUACGAUAUCAGAACCCUCUUUCAAUCCACUAUCUUCUAUAUAACGCUAAGCAACAAAGCAAAAACAAAAAGUCUUUAAAAAAACACACACACAGGAUGCUUAACCAUGAAUGAUCAACAAGUAGGCCUUGGCUUCAUAUCCUCGAGCAAUGAAUGGAUCAAGAACAUAUGAUACAACACAUUUACACAAACACAGACAGACAGUGCACGGAACGGAAAGUAUAAAACCUCAAUAACACAAAAG
This is a messenger RNA of Anopheles coustani, 1918 nucleotides long. RefSeq names its product protein-lysine N-methyltransferase EEF2KMT. Bases 431 to 1516 code for a protein of 361 amino acids. The record is from RefSeq and is a predicted model, not a curated record. NCBI's taxonomy places the organism in Eukaryota, Metazoa, Arthropoda, Insecta, Diptera, Culicidae. The transcript is spliced from 4 exons.